Pocillopora meandrina is the source of this 1356-nucleotide messenger RNA. The record is from the annotation of a GenBank genome assembly. NCBI's taxonomy places the organism in Eukaryota, Metazoa, Cnidaria, Anthozoa, Scleractinia, Pocilloporidae.
AUGCUGAGAGUUCAGCAGGAGGAGAGCACUUCGGACCAAAGUCACUCAGUCAUUCUUCGCCUACAGUUAGAGCCUUGUGAAGACCAAAUUUUCCGCAAAAAGAAAAAUUCUUCACUCAUAUCGUUCAGUCGUGGUGUUCGCGUCCCAAAGCAUAUAGAUCUGAAACGGAGAAGCACUGGUUAUGUCGAGAUGAGCCUCACAGAGUCAAAAGUAUUCCAAACAGGUGCUUGUCAUCAAAGCAGAAGCCAUCAAUCUGGGGUACUUUUUUGGAAUCGAGCGCAUUUCUGUAUUCACUGGCCUUUCAACUCCACCAAGCGGAUGGAAAACAUUCGCGUUGCGUUUCAGCAUGAUCUACGAACAUUGUUGAUCUGUUUUACAAUGGCUAAUCCAUUCAGUAAAUGGAAAGCAGAUCUGUACAAGCUGCAAAUACGUUACAGCGAACUGAGAGAAUUUGUUUUGGUGGACAAACGGAGCUCAUCUUCGUCUCAAGAGGUAAUAAUCUCCCUGAGGCAUCCUCCACGCAUCUAUAGAGCGAAGAAUUUAAUCAAGAAAGAGCAGGAUGACGAAGAAAACGACUUUGAAGAUUGGUACUUCGAUGAGAACGACUACGACUUCGAUUUUGACGACGAUCGUGGCUUCUCCAGCGAGUACUCGAGCGAUCCCGAAGAUGAUCAAACGACUUCCGGAGUCAACCGCAGUAGUGCCGAAAGUACUCAAGUGAAGUCCGAAGAUGAUACUGAAGCUCUUUUGACGAGUUCGGAUCUCGCGCGAAUUGACGACGUGGUGAAUUGGGAGCGUGUUACAGAAAUCGGAGACAGCGGGGAAGCUUUUGGUUUGUGCUUCGCCUACAACUUUACCUUUAAGGCGAGUGAAUGGCAACAUGUCAAAGAGGUACUUAAAAGCAUUGCUAGAUAUGACAAGAAGUCGUUCUUUGUUUCUAUGCGCAAAUCUGUGAGACGAUUACCAGAGGUGAACAUUUCCAAGGAGUUACCUUUUGUCGUCAAAUACGCCGCGCAAUGUGUUCUGAGUUCCUUCCCAUUCGCCAGGGGUAGAAUCACGACCAAGUUCGCCACUUUGCUUAGAAGUAAACCUGAAAAAACAACAUUGUCUGCCUUGGAAAUACUUGGCACGGCUCUCCAUCAGAAUUUAUUCUGCGAUCCAGAGGCCCAACUCGAAGCCUUGCUCAACCAAACAAAUUUGAAUCUAGGGGGAUUCCCAAAGCAACUGCUACCCGAUCAGUGCGCCAUGAUAAAACGGAUGGUGAUUACACCCACAAGAAUCCUUUACUACACACCAGAGAUCAUGUCCAAAAUCGUGUCCUUCGCAAUUACAACACAAACCAGUUUUUGUGUGUGA